Messenger RNA from Aspergillus versicolor CBS 583.65, 1171 nucleotides. RefSeq lists its product as uncharacterized. The record is from RefSeq and is a predicted model, not a curated record. The transcript has a single exon. The coding region runs from base 302 to 922 and encodes 206 amino acids. NCBI's taxonomy places the organism in Eukaryota, Fungi, Ascomycota, Eurotiomycetes, Eurotiales, Aspergillaceae.
GCAAGCAACGAGAGAAGAACAUACCUUUGCGUCCAUUGUGAGGCAAUUGAGGACUGAGGCCUUCACCAGAGUGUAGACGACAAUCUGAAGGAGGGCCAGGUGAUUGUUUACUUCCUGGCUUCAAGCGUGGGCAGGGUUGUCGAGAAGUAGGCCUGAAAAGGCGAGCUGAUACUACUCAAAGUCGACCCCAAACAAACAACAAAAGCCGCGCCAAGUCUUAGAGACGCACCGGACAACGACCCAGUCAGAAGGCAGGCGAAGACUGGCUGCUCUGAACCACGCGCGGGAAAGAAGAAUAUUAAUGAAGGGACAAGGAAAAGUACAGCUCCAUGGGGCCCGGCAGAGGAAAAGUAAAGAAAUCGCCCUCACGUCCAGAAAGGGCUGGAAAACAAAGGGAUUGCAAGCAAAACCAUCCGACUGCCUGGGGAACGGCAUUGCUCAAAGCGGUUACUUCCCUUUUUGGAAAUCGUCAACAACAACCACGCUAGGCUCGUUCCGGUCGCAGGGCAAGGUAGAUUAUGUCAGCAUUGUUUGCUGUGUUUGCGGGGUACCUGUAAAUGACAUCAUCGCUACACGUCCUCCCUACUGCCCGCAGAUGCGCCCGCCUCCAAUAAAACGCCCAACAACCACACAGAAAAUCAAGCAUAAUUAUUUGGCUCGUCCAUUCAGUACCUGCGAUCGUACAUGUAUCCUGGAUUUAAGUUUUUAUAAGUUUUGUGAGGCGCUGAACCCAAGCAACUCUCCGGGGCUCGGAACGCGCGAGUCGGCACGCGGCCGGAACCCAUUAAACACGAACUCACGUGAUUGUCGCAUCCCGCCUCACUGCCGGCCGUUCGCAAUGGGUACUCUUCGAUUCGAUGCGCUGCGACUUCAAAAGUGCGGAGAUUGGGCUGCAGAUACAACGUUUCGCAACAAAUUCUAGCCGGCGAUCACCAAUUGGUCGGAGUCCUGGGGGAACGGUCGCUGGCCUGUGCCAAAAACCUUGCGGGAAACACUGCCAUCCAAGGUCUGGUUCAGAAACAGGCUCUGAGAGCUAAAAUGCCAUUUUUCCGCAGGGGAUGGCUGGGAAUUAAUUUCCACGUCUUCAUCGCAGCGCUUCUGUGAGGAGGUGACUCCGUCUGCACCCGGACGAUUGCCAGUGUCGCCAGAAAAGCCACAAGAUCCCCAAUGU